CCCCAGCUCCGGCAGGGACGCUCCUGCACGGGUAUGGCGGGGCGGCCACCCUUCCUCUGCGGCGUGGUGGAAGGUUUCUAUGGGAGACCGUGGUCUAUGGAACAGAGGAAACUUCUCUUUCAAUGGCUGAAGCGCCGGGGGCUAAACUGCUACAUGUAUGCGCCCAAGGAUGAGCUGAAGCACCGGCUGCUCUGGCGGGAGCCCUACACAGAGCAGGAGGCAGCCCAUAUGCAGUCUCUCAUCAAAGCUGCCCAAGAGCAGAGCGUGGAGUUUGUUUUUGCCAUUUCUGCUGGCCAGGACAUGGUGUUUUCAAGUGCUGGGGAUCAGCUCCUGCUACAGCAAAAACUCAGGCAGGUGGCUGCCAUGGGGUGCCAUGCCUUCGCGUUACUCUUUGAUGACAUCGACCCCUGCAUGUGCCAAGCUGACAGAGAUGUCUUCCCCUCCCUGGCACAGGCUCAGGCCUCUGUGGCCAACGAGAUGUACAGGAGGCUGGGCCAACCCUCCAUCUUCCUCUUCUGCCCUACAGAGUAUUGCAGCUCCCUGUGCUCUCCCAGUCCUGGUCAGUCCCAUUACUUGCUGACCCUUGGACAGGAGCUGCUCCCCGGGAUCAGUAUGGUUUGGACAGGCCCAAAGGUGGUGUCACAGGAGCUCUCAGCCACGCUGCUGGAGGAGGUGGAGGGUGUCCUUCGGCGCCGCCCCAUCAUCUGGGACAACCUGUAUGCCAAUGACUAUGACUGCAGACGUGUCUUCCUGGGCCCCUACACUGGACGUGCUCCAGGCCUCAUGGCCAGGCUGGGUGGAUUGCUCCUUAACCCCAAUUGUGAGCUCCAGGCCAACUUCAUUCCCAUACACACACUGGGCACCUGGUUUCAGAGCGAGCUGCGGAGCUGUGCCCACCUUGAUCACACAGGGAUGUACACUGUGGAAGCUCUGGGGGACAGACAGAGUGCACCAGAGGGGAGCUACAGCCCUCAGGAGGCCUUGGAGCUGGCACUGCUUGACUGGGUGGCUGAGAUAAAUCAUCAGACCUUAGAGCCAGGAGGAAGGACCAUGGCACACCCAAGCAUUAGCCUCAAGGGAGGAAAGUGGCUUCAGACUGGCCCAGCAGGAGGACAGGAGACCAUGCCCAACUCCCAGCCUGAUGACUCUGCUCCUAGUGGGGCAGACCAGAGGCCUUGUGGUGUGGCACCAGAGAAUGGAAGGAAGAUGACCUCAAAGGCUGAGAACGACAGUGGGAGCAGGACCUCUGCUAGCCAUCACCAAAGCCUCACAGGGGAUGGGGACCAGCUCACCACAAGGAGCAGAGAGAGCUGCAAGCCCUCCUCUGCUCUGCCCAGCACAGCUGGGAGUGUUCAGCCCUCAGGAACCCCGGUGGCUACUGAGACCCUUCAAAGCCCAGUCUCUGCAAUGUGCUGCAGCAGUGGGGCCAACAGCAGCCAGGGCCUUCCCCUACCCACCUGUGAUGCCAGGACGAGUGGUGACAGCCACCUUCAGGUCCCCAGCAGUACCCAGCCUGAGGACAACAGGGUUGACAUGCCUCAGGCACCCCCAGGGUCUGGGGCUGACACCAGCCCUGGCCCCCCCUUACCACUCAGUGAUGGGGCUGGAACCAGCUCUGGACACCCAGCAGCUCUCACUGAUGGGGCUGGUGGCAGCCCUGGCUCCACAGCACCAUUGACACCAGAGGAAAAUGGGUCCAGCCCCGUGGCCCUGCCAACUCUAGAGGAGGCCAGGUCCAGCCCCACAGCAUCUGUGACCCCAGAGGUGGCCAGGUCCAGCCCCAUGACACCUGUGAUCCCAGAAGAGGCCAGGUCCAUACCUUCAGUAUUGCUGACCCUCAAGGAUGCCAGGUCCAAUCCCACAGCACCACUAACUCUGGAGGAGGUGCGGAUGCUGGUGGAGCUCUUCUACCUUCCCUACAAUCAUGGGCCACAGGCACAGCAUAUUCUGGAGAACUUUCGUUGGCUCUGGAAUAACAGCUUCAGCGUGGGGAUCCCAGCCACAGUUACUGAUACCUGUGGGGGCAUGCAGUGGCGCAGCCAAGCCCGGGCCUUCCAGCUCCUCUGUGCUCAGACAUGUCACCUGCACAGCCGCUUCGUCAGCAGUGCUGGACGGGUGCUGCUCUAUGACCUCCACCCUUACCUCUGGAGUGUGCGCAACAUACUGCUGGCUGCCAGUGCCUUCAUCCUCUGGCUGGAUGGCCACCUGCUCUGUGACCCUGGCCCCAAAGGCACCUGGGGAAGCUGCUUUGGCUGGUGCCAGAGCAUCACCACUCCAAUCCUGCUGGCAGGGGAUGCUGAGCCCUGGGUGCACCGUGGGGGCCUCUUUGGAGAGCUGCAGGAGCUGCUGCCCGUGGGGAACAGCUGUGACCUCUUCUACCACCCACCUCCACUCUUCCCAUGCAGUCAGCUGUACCUUCUGCGCCCACUGCUGCCCCUGGACAAGGGAGAGCUUUACCGAAUGUGCCGGGAGAGUCUGGACUGUGACCCCAAAGUUGCAAAGAUCCUUGCAGCCCACCCUGAUCUCCUUGGUGACAGGCUUCUGGGCAGCUUCCUGAGCCUCAGCCCUGAGUACACCUUUGUGCUGGAGGAUGAGCAUGGUCUCUGUGGCUAUGCAGCUGGAGCACUCUGUGCUGAAGGCUUCCUGCAGCAGCAAGACAGCAGCUGGCUGCCGGCCAUACGGCACAAGUACCCCCGAGACCUGGGUGCAGGUGCUCCAGCUCUGGGACAGGAUGCUUUGGAGGAAGCACUGCUCUUCUUCCACUCAGAGCCACCCUCUGUGCCCCUGCCUGUGCUGCGGCGCUUCCCGUCUCUGGUGCAGCUGGGCACGGCCCCCCGAGUGCUGGACGUGGGUGCCAGCCACAGCCUGGCCAUCUGCCUGCUGAGCGCACUCAGGGCCAAUGGGUCACGGGGAGUGCUUUGCCAGGUCAGUGCCACUGACAGACAGCAGCUGAGCUUCUACAACAAGCUGGGCUUUGUUGCCCUGCCAGUGUCCUGGGGCAACUCCGCAGGCGUUCAGCUCCUGGGACGUCUCCUCUGAGCACGCUGCAUGGGACAAUAGUGUCAAUGGACAGGCUGACUCCCCAGGCUGGGCAGCAUCA
Molecule: messenger RNA, 3100 nt
Organism: Calypte anna (Anna's hummingbird)
Lineage: Eukaryota; Metazoa; Chordata; Aves; Apodiformes; Trochilidae
Product: protein O-GlcNAcase-like
Exons: 17
Coding region: 34-3039 (1001 amino acids)
Biological process (GO): glycoprotein metabolic process
Molecular function (GO): beta-N-acetylglucosaminidase activity
Source: RefSeq, a predicted model, not a curated record